AUGCUGGUGACCUAUUUGGAAGCCAGCCGGGACCUUUGCGAGACGGACUCAAUUCUCUUUGGCGCCGCACUGGCAGUCUGCCGUAUUAUAGGCGCCAAACUUUCCACGGCUAAACGCACUACUGGACAAAGUAGUGCUAUCCCAGCCUGGAGAACAAGAAUUGAAGAACGUAUCGCAAAGGCUAGGGCCCUCAUCGGCAGACUGAUAUGCUUCAGGUCAGGCAAUACCAGGCCAAGGAUUGUGCGCACCGUCAGGAUGGCGUUUGCUGGGACAAAUGUUAGUUUGUCCCAGCCGGAUAUAAUGCAAAAACUGACGGAGCGCAUAGACGACCUGAAGCAGAGAAUCGCUGCUUGGGGAAAGCGAAUUCGGCGAUAUACCGAGAGGUCGACACGGUUCAACCAGAAUCGUCUCUUCCAGAGUGAUCAGAAGAGGCUCUAUAAAUCAUUGGAGCGACCAAUGGUAAGUGGAACGGGCCCAGUACCGAAUCAGGCCGACACGGUCGCAUUCUGGCGCAGCCUGUGGUCAGAGCCCGUAAACCACAACGAGGGCCCUUGGACGGAAGUUGUGGCGAGUCAGUGUGCGGGUAUUACGCCCAUGGACCCCGUCACCAUAACGCCGGAUGACGUAGCUGAGGCGGUCCGUAGGGCCCCGAACUGGAAAAGUCCGGGACUCGACGGGCUGCAUCACUACUGGCUGAAGGGGUUCGUGCCUACAUUACUUCGUUUGUGA
Molecule: messenger RNA, 729 nt
Organism: Parnassius apollo (apollo)
Lineage: Eukaryota; Metazoa; Arthropoda; Insecta; Lepidoptera; Papilionidae
Source: the annotation of a GenBank genome assembly